AUGUCUGUUAAAAAUCUUCGUAAUCCUCCUCCAAUGUUAACAUCUGAUUCUGCAACUAGUAUAGUUCAUUCAUAUCUAUCAUGCUUGACUCCUGAAGAAAGACAAAUGCUAUCUAAAAAAUUGAAACAUUGGUUUCCUCCUUUUCCUACUCCAUUAUUUGAUUAUCCUAAAUAUCUUCGAGCGUUCGAUUCGAGAAAUUUCCGGCAAACCGUUCAAAAAUGGUGGUCAGUUCCUUUUGAUAAUGUUCAAAGUCUUAAAAGAGUGAUAGAUGGUAUUGAAUUAUUUAGUAAUGUGUUAUUGAAUCACAUUCAUGGUAUGGGAUUAUUGAAAUUAGAACAAGAGUAUAAUAAUUACUUUGACGAAGAAGGUAACCUUAUUUGUAGUUUUCCGGAUUUUGCAUCUUACGUAAGAGCUGGUCAAGUAUUACGAAACCUUCAAAAAUUUGAAUUAACUUAUUGGAGUGAAAUUGCAAGUAAAAAUGUUACAGAAGAAAAAAUUUUAGGUCUACUUAACAAGAUUAUAGAUUCUUCAACGGUUAUUAGACAAGUUACUAUUAAUAUGCCAAGUUUACUCGAAACUCAACCAAUAGUUCCUCUUUUAUGUAAAUUAGUUAACAAACAAGUCAAUCUUGAAACAUUUGAAUUUGAUGAUUUUACAAAGAUUAAUGUUGACACACUUCCUCCGAUUUUUAUUAGAAAAUUGUUAAUUUAUGAAGUUGGACCUGAUCGAAAAAUCUUGGAUAACUUUGUAGGAUUACUACUUCGAUUAGCAAAUCGUCAUUUAAAAGUAUUCUCAGUACAAGAAUGUAUAACUCCUAGACUUUGUAAAAUACUUGUUGAAUAUUGUCGAAAUCUUACUCAUCUAUCAACUAUUAUUAAUACUAUCGACCUUUCUUCUCUUUGCACCACACUUCAGUUUUUACCUAGCAUUGAACAUUUAAUCAUAGUUCAAUCUUGUUGUAGUCAUUCUUCACAACAACGUUCAUGGAUGACAAAUAGUUGUGGAACUACUAGACAAUCAUGGGAAACAAAAUCUAUUAAAACUCUCGCUAGCUCAUUCCCACCUUGCCUUAAAUAUUUAGGAAUGUGCAUAAAUUUUUCAGUCACUCAACUUAAAAUUCUUUUACAAAAUAUUCAAGUACCUAUUUGUAUAAUGGAAUUUUAUAAUGUCGGAGGUGAGGAUAAAACAUUAGAAUUACAUUUUUUAAGAUUAAUGGCAGAAUAUGCUGGAAGAAAUCCCGGGUUUUGUGUACUUGGAUUACCUGAAAGUCCAGAAGUUUGGUAUGAUGCUUAUUAUUGGAAGAUGGCAAAAGAUUCUAUUCCUGUAAUUAAAAAGUCAGAACUUUUAUACUAUCCGGUUUAUGGUGGAAUGAUUAAUCCUGGAUAUUAUUAA
Scutellospora calospora is the source of this 1392-nucleotide messenger RNA. The record is from the annotation of a GenBank genome assembly. NCBI's taxonomy places the organism in Eukaryota, Fungi, Glomeromycota, Glomeromycetes, Diversisporales, Gigasporaceae.